This is a messenger RNA of Rotaria sp. Silwood1, 2016 nucleotides long. NCBI's taxonomy places the organism in Eukaryota, Metazoa, Rotifera, Eurotatoria, Philodinida, Philodinidae. The record is from the annotation of a GenBank genome assembly.
AUGGCUACUAUUGUUGAUGAUUCUGCUACAGAAAUUAAUGUAGUUAUUAUUGGAGAGACAGGCACUGGUAAAUCAACUUUAAUUAAUUAUUUAACAAAUCUAUUUUAUGAUGGUUCAUUAACAAAUCUUAAAAUAGCUAUACCAACACGUUACUUAAAAGCUAAUAUGUCUUCAAUAAUGCCUGAACAUCAUGAAAAUUUUUUAGAUGAUGUCACACGUUGUAAAACAAGUCAAUGUACAAAAUAUCAAUUUAAAAUUCAACAAGUGUAUUUUAAUUUCUUUGAUACACCUGGUAUUAAUGAUACAGGUGGUUAUUUAGUUGAUAAUGAAAAUCUUAAUAAAAUAUUUGAAUGUAUACAAUCAUUUGAAUAUCUUACAGCAUUAGUGCUUGUUUUAAAUGGUACACAAGCACGUUUAACAAUUAAUAUUCAAAAUGUUCUUGAACGUUUUCAUGAUCGUAUACCUAAUAUAUUUUAUUCAAAUAUAAUUCUUAUUUUAACUAAUUGUACUUCACAUACAGUUAAUUUUGAAUCUAUUAAAUUUUUAAAUCAUCCACCAAUGUUUUAUAUGCAAAAUUCAGCAUUUUCAUCGGAUCCUCAAACAUGGUCAGAACAAACUCAUCAAAUUUUAUAUCAUGAUUGGAAUAUAUCAAUACAAACAAUGAAUGAUUUUAUUAAAACUUUAGUAUUAUUAACACCUAUUUCAACAAAUUCUUUAUUCAAUAUAAAUAAUGAUCGAAAUAUUAUUCGAAGUGUCUUACAUGAAAGUCGUCUUAUGAUUAUGGAAUUACAACAAAUUGAAGAUGAAUUAAUUGCACUUGAACAAGCAUCAAAUAUUUAUUCAGAAAAUCUUGAAAAAUAUACAAUAGAAAAUGAUAAACAAAUAAAAAGUGUUCUUGUAAAUGAAAUCACUACUACACCAUAUCAUAAUACAAUAUGUUUACAAUGUAAUAUAGUUUGUCAUGAACGAUGUUCAUUAACCGAAACUACACAAAUUGGUGAACAUGUUUUUCGACAUUGUACAGCUAUGAAGAAUGGUCGAUGUACAGUAUGCCCUGAUAGAUGUUCAUGUGAUAUGCAUUAUCAUGAUCGACGCUUGAUAAAAUGUGUUCCAACAACAUUAAAAUGUGCUAUAUCAUCAUUACCAAAUAAAUAUAGUGAUGCAGAAAAAAAUAAAGCAGCAUGUGAUAUAAAAUGUAAAACUGUUCAAGAAACAAAACGUUUAAUUGAACAAUUAUUACAAGAACAAUGUAACAAAGUACAUGAUGCUUGUAUACGUGUACAAAGUAAUUGUGAAGGUUUUAAUAUUGCAGAAGAAUUAUAUACAUUUAUUAAUCUUCUUAAAAAUGAUUUGAAUAAAUUACGAUCACCAAUAGUAAUUCAUAAAGCAACAAAAUUUAUUGAAAAAUUAGAAAUAUUAGCUAAUGAUAAUUCAUUAAUGAUACCUCGACGAUCACAUACAAAUGUAACUAAAAAGAAAAUACGAACAUCAAAAAAAAGACACCAAUCACAAUUGACAUCAACAAUACAAAAUGAUGAUUUAAUGAUAAUCGAUCAACCAUCUGUUUCAACAUUGAUAACACAAAUUGAUCAUAUACCUACUGAAGUUUUAUUAUUCGAAGAUAAUUUAUUUAAUCGUAUUCAAAGUUCUCAACGACAAACAUCAAAUAUUUCAAAUAGUCGAAAAUAUACUAAAUAUACAACAGAACAAUUGAUUGAUAUAACUCGUCAAUCAAUGGAGAAAAAUAUAUUAAUUGCAAAAGAACUAAAUCGUCGUUGUGAAGCAGCUUCAAUUGGUUAUUUAUCAGCAACACAAUUAUUAACAUUAUGUGAAUAUUAUGCAUCAUGUCGUCUUUUAAGACCCGAUGAACUUACUCAUUUAUAUUCACAACUUCAAUUAGACAUACAACAAUCAACUAAUUCUAAUGCAUCUGAAAAUUUUACUACGCCAGUAGACAAAUUGUUAUAUUUAACUGCAAUUAAAUUGUGUUUAGAACAUGCAGAUAAAUAUCAAUAA